Messenger RNA from Carica papaya (papaya), 1979 nucleotides. Its product is annotated as transmembrane protein, putative (DUF247). The record is from RefSeq and is a predicted model, not a curated record. Lineage: Eukaryota; Viridiplantae; Streptophyta; Magnoliopsida; Brassicales; Caricaceae.
UUUCCUAAGAGAAAGCUCUUUAGCAUGAGAAACGCAUUUCUCAUUGCUUAACUCAAAGCAGCUAAAAUAAUAUUGCAUUAAUGACAGUGAUAAAUAUGUUUGUGUAUUUAUUGUUUGUACUUGUAGUAACUCCCUUAGCCUACCAUUAACCAAAACUGCCUUUUCCCACAGGUCUAACUGAAAAGCAAUCAAGACCAAAAAAACACAUAAAAAUCUGCUCAAUUCCGGAAGGUACAACAGAAAAUGCCCUUUAAUUCGAACCCUAGCUUGGAUCAUACUCAAUGGGUCAUCAACAUUCGCAGAGCCCUCGAGGAAGAUUUGGAAGAGGAUGUGGAAGCUCCUGUAUGCAUUUUCAAUGUUCCUAAAAUGUUGUUGUCUGGUGAUCCAGAUUUGUACACUCCACAGGAAAUUGCUUUAGGCCCUUACCAUUGUUGGCGACCUGAACUUUAUGAGAUGGAAAGAUACAAGCUAGCUGCAGCAAAAAGAACUCAGACGCAACUGCAAAGCCUUUGUUUUCAACUUCUUGUUGAGCAGUUGACACAUGUGGAGCCUAGAAUUCGAGCUUGUUAUCACAAAUACUUGGAUUUUAACGGUGAAACUUUAGCAUGGAUGAUGGCAAUCGACGCCUCAUUCUUGCUCGAGUUCCUUCAAAUCUAUGCCACCAUUGAAGGUAAAACUUUAUCAAGAAUUCCUUCAAGAAUGUCACAUUUUGUUGAUUAUUCAGGAAGGAAACCUGGGCACAAUGCAAUUCUUAGAGAUAUUGUCAUGUUGGAGAAUCAAAUACCACUUUUUGUACUGAGAAAUAUUUUGGAAUCACAACUCUCAUCAGCACAAUCUGCUGACGACAUGUUGCUUUCAAUGUUGUUGGGAUUAUGUAGAGAGAUCUCUCCUUUUAAAAUGGAGGAGUUGCCAAUGAUAAAAAUUGCAGAAUGCACUCACAUUCUAGACUUUUUGUACCGCAUGAUUGUGCCUCUGGUGGAAGAAACGUCUGCAGAAGAAGUUGAAAGCCAUGAUCAUGAGACUGAGCAAGAAAAAGGGUCGAAAUGGAAUCAUUUAAGGAGGCUAUUUUCAAAAAUAAGACAAGUUCCAGUGCAGAGAAUAAUAAGGAAAAUGGUGUCAUCAAAGCCUGUUGUAGUCGUGCUAAGAUUACCUUGGAAAAUCUUCUCCAGUCUUCCUGUAUUCGCAAUGUUCAAACUCCCUCUUGAACGCUUGUUCGCAUGGCAAAAUGAAGAAACAAGAACAAACAACAUGAUUUCAAACGAUGACAACAACAAUAACAACAAGUCACCGUUAGUAGAGGAGAUCACCAUCCCGUCUGUGACAGAGCUUUCAGAGGCCGGCAUACGUUUCUUAGCCAGUAAUUCCAACAUCUUAGUCACGGAUUUCAACAUUGAAACAGCAACAAUUCAGCUUCCUAUCAUUAGCUUAGACAUCAACACGCAAGUUUUACUGCGAAACUUGGUGGCAUAUGAGGCAUGGAAUGGAUCCGGGCCACUAGUUUUCACUCGUUACACAGAGUUAAUGGAUGGAAUAAUUGACACCGAAGAGGACAUAAAACUUCUUAGAGAGAAAGGUAUUAUCUUGAACCACUUAAAGAGCGAUGAAGAAGCUGCAAAGCUGUGGAAUGGGAUGAGCAAGUCCCUGAGAUUGAGCAAAGUGGAUUUCUUAGACAAGGUGAUAGAAGACAUAAACAAGUAUUACAAUAACCAUUGGAGAGUUAGAGUUAGAAAACUCAUAAAUCAAUAUGUUUAUAGUUCUUGGCAGUUCCUAACAUUAAUGGCUGCUGUCUUGCUGUUGCUCCUGGUAUCACUGCAGGCCUUUUGCUCUGUUUACAAGUAUGCUCGCGUCUUUCGCCUCAACAAUGAUCGCUGAUUGGCUGUUCAUCAUGUUGUAAAUCAUAAUUGAGUGAAAAUUUUUUCUUUCUACUUGAAGUUCUGUUGAAUGAUGAAAAGAUUGUGUUAAAGUUUCAAAUGGAAUAC